This is a messenger RNA of Dunckerocampus dactyliophorus (ringed pipefish), 6133 nucleotides long. It is a transcript of the gene osgin2, whose product is annotated as oxidative stress induced growth inhibitor family member 2. The transcript is spliced from 6 exons. NCBI's taxonomy places the organism in Eukaryota, Metazoa, Chordata, Actinopteri, Syngnathiformes, Syngnathidae. The record is from RefSeq and is a predicted model, not a curated record. The coding region runs from base 57 to 1946 and encodes 629 amino acids.
CGCGUGUUAACAUUAAUGUUCCGUGAACGCGCCUACACUUGCCGGCGCAGAGCGAGAUGCGCAUGUUGGGAAAAAAAAUCCACUCACCGGUUUUGCUCUCGUAUCUCUUACACAGAGGAGAGCUCCAUCCCUCGGCUUGGAUCAUCAGCUGUAAGUGCGCGAAAUCCGUCGUGCGCAUCCCUACAAGUCCUCCCACCAGCAUCAGCCUAUUUAUACGGCAUACACACACACAAGCCGCGGCGGGUCGUGAUCGCAGGACGCGAAGGGGAGGAAAGAAGAGACACAAUCCACUACGCGUGGCCCAGGCUCCAGCCAUGCCUCUUCUGGAAGAGACCACUCAACACCCACAAGAGCACCCACCUACUGUUCCUGUCAUCAUCAUAGGUAAUGGACCAUCUGGUAUUUGUCUGUCAUACCUGCUAAGUGGCAACAAGCCCUACCUAGACACGGCAACGGUCCACCCAAACCCAAUACUAUAUAGAAAACUACAGGAGACCAAACACCUACCAAUCACUGAGCAGGAUCUGGAAUAUUUGAGUGAAGGUCUUGAGGGAAGGUCCGGGAACCCCGUUGCCGUGCUGUUUGACACGUUACUCCACCCGAACGCUGACUUUGGUUACGAGUACCCACCUGUGCUUCAGUGGAGGAGGGACAAGCAGCAACACAUCCCACAUCUCGUCUUAGGGAAGGCGACGCCCGGAGGAGCCUGGCAUGCAAUGGAAGGCUCCAUGCUCACAAUAAGUCUCGGCAUAUGGAUGGAGCUCCCUGGCGUCAACUACAGGGACUUGAUCAGUGAAAAACGAAGGGAUGUCACAAGUGACAGGGCCACCCCUGAGGAGAUCUCAUCCUAUUACCGAAACUAUGUGACGUUACAAGGCCUCCAAAAUAAUUUUGUUGACAACACCUACGUGACAUCAGUCCAAAGACUCUGCCGGCCACACAAGAUGGAAGGUCUGGAAAAGCUUGGAGGUGAAAGAGCGGAUGAUCAGGAUGAAAGCUUUGAGGGAAAUGGCGAUGGAGGAUUGGGGUCUCUCUGGGAAGUACGGGGAUACCAGCAGGUGCAGAACAACACCCAUGUCCCCUUUUCUCUAUUUGCUGAGAAUGUAGUUCUGGCCACAGGUGCAUCUGAUUCGCCAGUUCGAUUAAAUGUGGAAGGGGAGGACCUACCCUUUGUGUUCCACAGCAUCUCAGACCUGGGCUUGGCUUUAAACCUGCGGAAGCUAGAUACAAACUCAGAUCCGGUAUUAAUAAUGGGCGCCGGUUUAAGCGCCGCAGAUGCAGUUCUGUGCGCUUGCAACAGCAACAUCAGAGUGCUGCACGUCUUCAGGAAAAGCGUAGACGACUCUGACCUCAUCUUCAAACAGCUACCCAAGACUUUGUACCCAGAGUACCACAAAGUCUACAACAUGAUGUGCUCUCAGACCUACACAAACGUGGCACCCUCGUCUGGUCAAAAUCAGACGAUGAGUAUUGCUUCUUCGGUCUGUGCCAAGAUGUGUCCCAAGACACAGUUAGCCGCAACUAACAUGACCGCUAAUGCCAGCCUUUUUCCAGACUACACAAGUUUCCCCGGACACUGUGUGGUGUCCUUCCAGUCGGAAAUGAAGUGUCUGCUGCAGGGGAACAAUUCCCUGAAGGCCUUUAAGAUAUCCAUGGCUCUGGUGUUGAUUGGAACAAACCCCAAUUUGUUUUUCUUGAAGGGCCAGGGCCAGUAUCUGGCUCAUGAUCCCACAAAGCCCAUCUCCUGCAAGCAGAACCCCAUCGACAUCCACCCCUACACCUUUGAGUGCACCAAGGAGCCCAGUCUGUUUGCCAUGGGCCCGUUGGUGGGAGACAACUUUGUUCGCUUUUUGAAGGGCGGCGCUUUAGGCAUCGCCUCCUGCCUUCUGAAGAAACUCAAAAAGAAAGGGAAGCUCAUCGGCAAUGGAGGGAAUACCUUUAUUUGAAAGAAUGAUACAUUGGCCUUUUUACAACCAAAAAAAGAACUAACUUUUAGAGAACUGGUCUAGUGUGUUUGACUUUCCAGAAAUCUAAGCUACUAUGUGCCAACAUUUUCUACAUGUCCAUUCUUCAUGGAACCUCACAACUGAGUGAAUGCGACCAUGUUUUUAUUUUAUCAGGUAAUUUCAUCGUUCUGCGCAUGUCUUUGAAUCCAUCUAAAAUAUAAUCCAUAUAUCCAUAAUCCAUAUAAGCUAUAAUGUAGUGAACUCAUGAACAUUUUCAUGUCCCAAAAAAACCAAGAAGAAACUACCGAUGUAAAUGUUCCUUAUGACUCUGAGCCAAUCAGUUAUUUUGCUUUUUUAUUUUUUAUUUUUAUUUUUUUAGUUGUAGAUGCUUCCUCAUUUAAGGUUGAAAAAUAUUCCAUUUAUAUCUAUUUAUAUCUACUUCUUUAGUCAGAGUGCAACCGAGAAGCUUUCUAUGCAAAACAUUUCACGAGCAAGUUUAAAUGUACUGAAUGGGCAACAUUAUUAGUGACUUUCAACUACUCUAAGUGUAGAUUUGCAUCUUUUAGUGACCUGAAUUUUGGUCAUUUAAAAGAAUUCUAGUGACUUAAAUAUAUUUUUGUACUAAGCAAAUAACUACCGAGCCACACUGACGGGGAAAAAAAUGAUUCAGGUUUCUAAUAUUACAACUUUAUUACGGGGAAAAUACAAUACAAAUUCUAAAAAAAAUAUUGCAAUUUCAUCUUUGGAAAAUAAAACCUUUCUUGUAGUAUUACAACUCUAUUUCAAAGAUUCAAAGAUUUAGUUUUUACUAAAUUACAACUUUUUUUGUGCAGCAUUAUGACUUUUUUUUCCCUCCAAAUUUACUUUAUUGUUAUAAAAUUACGGUCAUAAAAUUACACGUUUUUCCCCGUGUACAAUGGCAAAGUUUUUCCUCGCAAAUACAACUUUUUUUCGCAAACUUUUUCCAUCAAAAAACUUUGUUUUUAUGUUUAUUGUUGAGUAUUACAACUUAAUUCUCGUAAAACUUUUCUCCUUGUAGUAUUACACAUUUAUUUUUAAAAUUUCCCAUCAAAAUACUACAUCCUUAUUCUGAUAAAAUUACAGCCUUUUUUUCAUAGCAUUAUAGCACUUGCGUCUUUAUUCUUGUAAAAUUUCAACAUUAUUGUCAUAAAUGUACUUUUUCCCCCUUGUACUGUUGCAUUCUUCUUGCAGAACAGCUUCAUUCUUGUGAAUUUUCAGCUUUCUUUCUUGUAGCGUUACAACUUUAUUUCCAAGAUUUAUGUUUUUUUCAUCAAAAUACUACACCUUUAUUCAAAAAAAAUUUCAACCUUUUUUUCUUGUAGCAUUAUGACAUUUUUCUCAAAAUUGUACAACUAUAUUGUCAUAAAUUUACACCUCACCCCCCCAUACAAUGACAACAUUUUUCUCGCAGAAAUAUAACUCCAUUCUUGCAAACGUACAACUUAUUUUAAACAAAAUAUACAACUUCACUGUUAUAUUUUUUUAGUUGUAGUGUUAACGAAGCAAUUCUCUCAAAAAUUCAACCUUUUUCUUGUAGUAGUGCAACUUUCAACAAGAGGUUUUUUUUCAUUUAAAUUACACAACCUUUUUUCUUGUGCCAUGACUUUUUUCUCCAAAUUGUACAAAAUUAUUCUUGUAAAAUUACAACUUUUUAGGACAUAAAUCUGCACCUUUUUUUCCUCGUACGAUUCAAUUUUUCUUGCAGAAAUAUAACCUUUAUUUUGUUUUUGUGAGACGUUUUUUAACUAAAAUAUUACAACUUUAUUCUUAUAUUUUUAUUUGUAGUUUUACGACAUUUCUAGAAAAAAAUGUUUUACUUUCUCAGUCACAACUGUUUAAAAAAAAACCCCAUCAUAACAUUCUUUCCUAAUACAUGCUCAUAAAUGUACUAUUUGUUUCCCCCCAAAAUAUUAAGAUUUUUUUCCCAUAAAAUUACAACUUAAUUCUCGUAAUAUUUCAAACUUUAUUCUCAUGGCUAUAUGACAGUUUGCUUAAUUCUCAGACUUUGUUCGCGUAAAGUUUUUUUUAUCUUUUUAGUGUGGCCCUAACUUUCUUUUGUAAAUAACACAGCAGCAUUAAAUGCACAUUAUACUUGCCACUUUUUGCCUUUUGGUUGCUUCGUUUUCAUGUAAGCUUCUCACAAUGGAUGAACACAACCUGUCUGCAAAAUGUCCACAUAUUUUAACUAAUAGCAGAGGUCAAAUUUGCUGUAUACAUUACAGUAAAAACAAGAGUCUUUAUCUUAACUUUCAAGUCAUCUCAGGGCACUUUGCACACAGAGCAGGUAUAGCAGCAUCCCUCCAACAGUAACUACAUGAAACGGACCCCUUUGGUAAACAGCUCGGUUGCAAAAAAACAACAUGAUGGUUGCAUUGUUAAUUUGCUUUCAUGGUGUGAAAAUGAACAUUGCACACACAUCACAAGAAGAAAAGUGAACUAUACAAUGGAUGUGUAUUGCUCUGCUAUUUCUUCACACAGCUUGUCAUUAAAUGCCGAUGUUUCAAGCUCACCUCAUUUAAACACACCUGCAAUAUAAGCUUACAUUUUGUGUGCAUAGGUUUUGGCUUAUUUAUUAUGACGGGUCACUGUUAGCCCCUUUUAAUAUUAUAUGAGCAGUGUUUGGGGUUAUGCAUUAGAAAUGAUGAUUUUACAGCUUGUUAGUGAGCACCCUGAUGGUGGUGUUCAAUCAUGAAUUCCUGCAGUGUUAUGUUUCAGUGCUUCUUGGGCAGACUUUGCUAUAUUGUUUGGAUACACGCACUGGCCACAUCAUUAAGAACACCUGCACCUUCCAAUUACAUUCAAUAGAGAUUUGUUUUUAUAUACACUCUUGUUGUGCAGGUGUACCUAAUGUCAGCAUGUUUUGGCUUCUUAUCUGACUAGCUUCAGAUUGUUUAGCUGGAAAUAGGCAUGGGCAUUUGACUAAAUGAUCAAUUAAGAUAAUGUCAUAUUGAGCCUUCCCAUAGUAGGGUGGAACCCAUUUGUGUCAACAACCGCUUAUAUUGGUGUGAAAAAGUGUUUGCCCCUUCCUGAGUUCUUAUUUUGCAUGUUUGUCACACUUAAAUGUUUCAGAUCAUCAAACUAAUUUAAACAUCAGUCAAUGACAACACCACUGAACAUAAAUUGCAGUUUUUAAAUGAAACUUUUUAGGAUUAAGGGACAAAAAAAAUCCAAACCCAAAGGUUAUAAGGCCAUUUCUGAAGCUUUGGUCCUCCAGCGAACCACAGUGAGAGCCAUUAUCAAAAUGACCCCAAGAGCGCAGCGACGACUCAUCCAAGAGGUCACAAAAGACCCCACAACUACAUCCAAAGAACUGCAGGCCUCACUUGCCCCGGUUGAGGUCAGUGUCAUGACAAGCAAGACCACCUCUGAAUGGCUGAAGAAAAAACAAAUGAAGACUUUGGAGUGGCCUAGUCAAAGUCCUGAUCUGAAUCCUAUUGAGAUGCUGUGGCAUGACCUUAAAAAGGCGCUUCAUGCUGGAAAACCCUCCAAUGUGGCUGAAUGACAACAAUUCUGCAAAGAUGAGUGGGCCAAAAUUCCUCCACAGCGCUGUAAGAGACUCAUUGCAAGUUAUCACAAACGCUUGAUUGCAGUUGUUGCUGCUAAGGGUGGCCCAACCACUUAUUAGGUUUAGGGGGAAAUCACUUUGGAUUUUCUUUUCUCCCUUAAAAAUAAAGUUUCAUUUAAAAACUGCGUUUUGUGUUCAGCGGCAUUGUCAUUGACUGAUAUUUAAAUUUGUUUGAUGAUAAGGAAGGGGGCAAACACCUUUUCACACCAAUGUAUGUUUACAUCAAGGGGUUCCAGUCUACUUGUUUAAACAUUAAACUAGAUGAGACUGGUAACAGCGCCACUGCUGGUUGUAUCCAGUUAGUGCAGGUCAUAUAUACAGUAGCUUCAGUUGCAUCAAGACAGUAUAUCAGCAAUGAAUUGAGAAUUCUCAGUGAUGAAUAAAAGGAUGAUAAUGCCCAUCCCGAUAGGGGAGAACAUUGCUCAGACAGCAGCGACACUUGAAUCCAUCGCCUCUCAUCCGCUUGCUCAAGCAGGUAAACAUUUGGUCUAAAGAUAAGCUGUUCUCCGCAUGUCAGGUUUUAACACAAAAUACUUUGUAAUGUUUUGUAUGCCAUGUAUUUUUUUUUAUUAUUGACAAAUAAAACAAUGGAAAAAGAAAC